AUGAGUCAGCGCCCUUCUUUAACACUUUCAAUUCCAUCAUUUCCAAUUAUAACCGCAUCUCCAACCGCUAUGCAUAAUCAUUCAUUUUCUACUCCUACCAGCAGUAUACCGGAACAUCCACAUUCUGCAACAUCAACACACCAUCAUUAUUCACAAAGUCCCACGUCCGUUACCAAUAAGCGUGCUAAACUUUCAAAUGAUUCUGAAGUAGAUCAUGAAUAUGUGAUGGAAGCUUUAAGGCAGAAAGUUCAAAGAAAUCAAGAAAAUCCCGCAAAAAAAUUUAUGAAUGUCUUAAAACCUAGAAGUGCUAUACCAUCACCGGUGGAUUCAUCUCCUUUGAUUCAUUCACCGAUUCCUCCUCAAUUACCGCCUAUGAAUGUUCAUUCUCCUAGCAUGAAUCAAGAACAAGUCGCAAAAAC
Messenger RNA from Funneliformis geosporum, 419 nucleotides. Lineage: Eukaryota; Fungi; Glomeromycota; Glomeromycetes; Glomerales; Glomeraceae. The record is from the annotation of a GenBank genome assembly.